AAUUGCAAACGUCAAGAGCAAAAUUCUAUGGUCAAAAGUGGCUAAAGUUGGUGAAAUGGUUAAAACGAAGUCAAAAAGGCCUGGAAAUUUUACAAUUUUUUGAGUUGUUUGUGUAGUAUAAGUGUACCAUCCAAUAGCUCUUUAUAAAUUAAUUAAUUGUCCUGUAAUACCUGUUAAAGUCAAAAUAAACACGGUUUGUUUGCAAUGCUUCAGGAUUUUCAAACAGCAAUGGGGCCAGGAAAGCAGGUUAGAUUACGAAGAAUAAGACCUGCAGCUAGAGCUAUUUCUGAGCCGCCAAAAGGUAUUUUGAAGAAUACUGUAACUUCUACUCCAAAAUCAGUGACCUUAAGAAGGCCUAAAGCAGACGUAGGGAUUGUUACUAAAACGAAAAAAAUACAGGAAAAUUUGAAAACUCUGGAAAAAAAUACUGAAAAGAAAAGGAUUGCACAGGCAUUAUAUUAUGGAGAACCAGGACAAAGUCCGUUAACCAGGACUACUGUUAUUACUAACCAAGAGAUUAAGAAACCAGUGCAUGCUAGAUUGGGUAAAAAAGUGCGCCUAUAUAGAGCUCCACUUAUCUUUAACAACAACAGAAUAAUCAAAUCAAAAAACCGCUUUCAAAGAUCAAAUACAGGAGUUCGUCGUUUAUUUAGUGUUCAAGGUAGGAUUCAGAAAAUUAGAGAACAGCAAAUUCUACAGCGUCAAAAUAUGGUUGACGGCCAACAAAUUGUUUCAACCAGGCCCUCUAAUAAGAUUCGGCUGCAAAGAACUCGUCCUAUUACCCCCUUGAAACCUACAAAUUUAACAGUGCAAGUGACUAAUAAUAAAAACUCUCCUAGAUUUGACACUAGCUCUUCUGGAAUAGCUAGACAUAAUCCUCUGGGAUGCUUAAACCCAAAACUUCAAGCAGAAAUAAAGUUUUUACAGAGGAGCUGCGGUGUUAGAGCCCCUUUGAAUAUACCAUGUGAACCUAUUUAUGUUGAAGGUGUGGGAUACACCGGUGUGUCUUUACAUGAAAGAUUUUCGCUGUUAUAAUUGUUUUUGUUUAUUUCAUAAGCUUAAUGUUCUUUUUAUGUAAUAAUUUUUUUAUUGUAAGAACUUUUUUAUUUUUUAAUAAUUUGCGAUAUUUGUUUCAUUUUUAGACCGGUAAGAAAUGAAUAUCACUAUUGAGAAUAAAAAUAAGUUACCAUUUCAAAAGUAAUGUAUCAUUAAUCUGAAGUAACCAAUAUAGUUUAUUACGGCAUUUCGAGAGUUUAAAUUAAACCAUCUACUGUAUUUAUAAAUAAAAUUCAUUGUUAAGCA
Agrilus planipennis (emerald ash borer) is the source of this 1302-nucleotide messenger RNA. RefSeq lists its product as uncharacterized. The record is from RefSeq and is a predicted model, not a curated record. The transcript has 4 exons. The coding region runs from base 205 to 1035 and encodes 276 amino acids. NCBI's taxonomy places the organism in Eukaryota, Metazoa, Arthropoda, Insecta, Coleoptera, Buprestidae.